AUGAUAAUAGUAGCUGCGUCCUGUGCUGCUGCUACAGCUGUCGCUGCGGUCGGUUACUAUUUAUUCAAAGAAGAUUAUGAUGAUGAACAAAAAGAGGAAACGAUUGAGUUUCGGGAAAAAUCAGUCAUCGAAGAUGUAAUGAAUCCAAUUUUAUUGCCUAAUCAAGAAAGUAUUUUAAAACAAAAAUUGAAUCUAAAUAAGCCAAAAACUAGUUUAAGCGAACAAUUUACUGUAUUAAUAAAACGUUCCGCUAGCACCAUCAGACAAAAGCAACAAACACCAAGCAAGCACGAUAUGAUGACAAAUGAGUGCUUUUCGUAUACCAAAGUUAUGGAUUCUGAAGGUGUGUUCAAGCGCUUUAUUCCAACUGGUUCAAAACGCGACGCUAAUUUCGGCACGCCUCCAUCCUCGAAACGAGAUUUUUCUGCGCAAUCUUUUACUUUUAUACACACACCGAAUUAUUGCGCUGAUGAUUUACGAAAUCCACAACGUGGAAUGGAUAGUAGUAUGAAUGGAUACUAUACAACAAUUGGAGAUAGAAUUUUACAUGAAUCAUAUCAUCCUUAUUCUAUAAUAAACAUGCCGUGUGCAAUAUUUCAGCAAUACGCAUCGCCGGCAUUGUCCUUUUCAACGCUGUCAAAUGUGGUUCAAUUACAAGGUUCAAUGAAAUGUACACAUUUAACAAAUAUAAAUUUAUUUGAACGUUGUUUGAUGAAGAUCAGUGUGGGAACACAGGAUGAAGAAAUUUCUCCCAAAUUAUAUUCAAUUCAGCGUACAAAAGUUUCGAUCAAAACUGAUGAAAAUGGCAUUAUAUUUGAAUCACCUGCUUCGAGCUCGCAUCUAACAAAGGCCCCAAUACCUGAGAGUUUGAACUUAAUAGAAAUGAAUACCAACGCAGCAAACGUCAAGAUGACUACUCCAAACGUAAUGUCACAAGUCAAUCUGGCACUAUCAGACAGUGAGACAACGAAUGAAAGCAUAUCAUCCAACGAUAGUGUAGCAUCUUUAGCAACAUUAUUACCGAACCAUCCUCAAUGGUCUAGAAUGAUCAGUCAAAAUUAUUGUGAACAAGAGCAAAAUGAAUUAGAUGAGAGUCUAACCGACAACAAAUAUCGACACCAUUCCAUUAGCGAUGAUAGCACUGUCACACCAAUAGGAAUUUUGAAAAAAAAAUCGAGUUUUAUCGUUGAUCAAGCUGAGCAGUAUUUGAAAUCAACUCGUAGGUCAAACAUUCUUAUAACAUCGACGUUUAAGUUCAAACUAGAAUAUACUCUGUUUAUAGAACACAAUCUUGAAACAGUAGCAAUUAUGAGAAAGGAAAUAAUGAAAAAUGUCAACUCGUGUGUUGAGAAUCUAUCUAAAAUUCUUUGUGAUGUUUGUUUUGAUGAUGUUGCCAAAAGUAAAGAAUCAUCUCACGUAUCUCAUGGAUCAAACUCAGUCAGUAAUAUAACCGAACUGAUAAACGUAGAACAGCGAAAAGUUAGUAAUCCUCCUCGUGGAACCGUUAGUUUAUCGGUGGUUAGUUCAUCUUUACCAUUAACCAUAUUAAAAGAAGAAAAAUUAAUUAACACAGCAGCUGAUUUGAAACGUGAAAUUGUCGGUGAUUUACAAACGAUAGUCAAGCAAAACUUUAUUGAAAGUUAUAUGAAUCAAUCGAACUUGCAACAAACAACAACAUGCAAGUCCGAAAUCAAGUCGAAUUCUCAGCUGAUGAGUAAUGAAAGCUAUGUUAAUAGUAAGUAA
Molecule: messenger RNA, 1743 nt
Organism: Didymodactylos carnosus
Lineage: Eukaryota; Metazoa; Rotifera; Eurotatoria; Philodinida; Philodinidae
Source: the annotation of a GenBank genome assembly